Messenger RNA from Cetraspora pellucida, 1380 nucleotides. The record is from the annotation of a GenBank genome assembly. Lineage: Eukaryota; Fungi; Glomeromycota; Glomeromycetes; Diversisporales; Gigasporaceae.
AUGGAAGAUAUAGAAAUGGAAGAUGUGGAAGAAACAAAAGAUAUGGAAGAUCCUGAAGGUGUAGAAGGCAUUGAAUGUAUAAAAAGCAUUAAAGGCGUAAAAGGCGUUGAAUAUGUAGAAGGCAUUGAAGGUGUAGAAGAUAUUGAAGACAUAGUAAAUACAGGAAGUGUAGAAAAUGAGAUCACCAGUACUAGUAAAAUACCUAUAAAAAUCUUACCUAGAGCGAAAAAUAGAUGUGAUCAAAAAUAUGGUCCCACUACAAGUACUGGAAACUUAAAUAAUCAUCUUAAAAAUAAACAUAAUAUUACACUUUCUUUAAAAAAGAACCGUUUACAGUUAACUGAAAGACCAUAUGGAAAAGGAGAUAUCGAACGUAAAAAAGAGUGUUUUGAUUCUAUCUUUAAUCUUAUAAUUGGCGACCAACUUCCAUUCUCGUUUAUUGAGCACCCUUUGGUUAUUAAAAUGUUAAAUAUAUAUGAUCCAAGAUAUGUGUUACUGUCUCGUAAAUACUUAACGAAAGUAACCAUAUCUAGUAAGCUAAUACUUGAUGUAGCUACACAAUGGAAUAGCACUUAUCGUAUGCUUUGCCGAUUCAAAGAAAUGCAAGAUGAACUUACUCUUCUUAAAACUGCAUAUCAGGAACUUGAAAGCAGUUACCCUAACAAAGAGGAAUGGAAAAGCAUUGACAUUAUGAUCUAUUUACUAGAGCCAAUGCUUGAUGCAAAUGAAAUGCUCUCGAAGAGUUCGUAUCCAACUAUUUCUGAUAUUCGUUUGACUUUUAUGGGUAUUAUGCAACGUAUCAACCACUUUACAACUGAUAAAUCAUGUUCAAAAGAGGAAUGCACAAUGGCAAGCUCUAUUAAUAACACAUUAAAAAAAUAUUGGGCUAUUCAUGACUGUGAUGAAUCAGCAAAAAUAGCUACAAUUCUUGAUCCAACAUCUAAAUUGAUCACAUUUCCACUUCUUAAUGAGAGAGAUAUCGCUAUUGCCAGUCUGCGAAAUGUAAUAGCUCAGUAUGAAUCACCAGUAUUAGCGACAAAUGCUGCUUCUACAUCAUCAUUUUAUGAUAAAAGAAAAAAAUUUAUAUCAUUAAUAUCGCAACAACAAACUAUUGAGCUUCCUAGAAUCGGAUUACCAGUGUCAAAAGAGUUGAAAACAUAUUUGUCUUUACCAAUAGUUGAAAGUGACUCUCUUCAGUGGUGGGCUGAUAACAAGUGCAGGUUUCCAGUACUUGCAAAAAUAGCACAAGAUUACCUUGCAAUCCAAGGAACAUGUGUUCCUUGUGAAGAAGCGUUUUCCACUGCAUCAAUAACAAUUUCAAAGCUUCGUAAUCAUCUCAACCCCGAAACUGCUCAUGCAUCGCUCUGUUUAAAAAGUUGA